Pelobates fuscus (common spadefoot toad) is the source of this 1438-nucleotide messenger RNA. Its product is annotated as tubulin alpha-3 chain. The record is from RefSeq and is a predicted model, not a curated record. Gene Ontology annotation, biological process: mitotic cell cycle; microtubule cytoskeleton organization. NCBI's taxonomy places the organism in Eukaryota, Metazoa, Chordata, Amphibia, Anura, Pelobatidae. The transcript is spliced from 4 exons. The coding region runs from base 54 to 1406 and encodes 450 amino acids. Gene Ontology annotation, molecular function: GTP binding; structural constituent of cytoskeleton. Gene Ontology annotation, cellular component: cytoplasm; microtubule.
GUUUUAGCUUUAGUGUUGUUUGGAUAGACUUUUGUUGAGAUUUCGUUGCAGUCAUGAGAGAAUGUAUAUCUGUCCACGUUGGCCAAGCCGGAGUCCAAAUGGGAAAUGCCUGCUGGGAGCUGUACUGCUUGGAACACAGACUUCAGCCUGAUGGCAUCCUUUCGACUGAAAUGGCUGAGUCAUUGGUGGAUUCAUCCUUUGGCACUUUCUUCAGUGAGACUGGGUCAGGGAAACAUGUGCCUAGAGCUGUGCUUAUUGACUUGGAAGAAACAGUAAUAGAUGAGAUUCGGACAGGAACAUAUCGAUCGCUGUUUCAUCCUGAACAACUAAUUACAGGGAAGGAAGAUGCAGCAAACAACUAUGCUCGUGGUCAUUACACAAUUGGCAAAGAAUUAAUAGAUUCAGUUCUUGACCGGAUUCGAAAAAUGGCUGACCAAUGUAGUGGUCUUCAAGGAUUCUUGGUCUUCCACAGUUUUGGAGGUGGUACAGGUUCAGGAUUCACAUCACUGCUGAUGGAGCGUCUUUCUGUUGACUAUGGCAAGAAGUCCAAACUUGAGUUCUCGGUCUAUCCUGCGCCAAGGAUUUCCACUGCUGUGGUUGAACCUUAUAAUUCCAUCCUUACAACACACACAACUCUAGAACAUUCAGACUGUGCAUUUAUGGUGGAUAAUGAGGCAAUCUAUGACAUCUGCAAUCGGAACUUGGACAUUGAGCGUCCUUCUUAUACCAAUCUGAACAGACUAAUUGCACAAAUAGUUUCUUCAAUUACAGCCUCACUAAGGUUUGAUGGUGCACUGAAUGUGGAUCUAACAGAGUUCCAAACCAACCUGGUGCCAUAUCCUAGAAUCCAUUUCCCAUUAGUUACUUAUUCACCCAUUAUAUCGGCAGAGAAGGCUUACCAUGAACAGCUGUCUGUUCCAGAAAUCACCAAUGCAUGCUUUGAAUAUUCAAAUCAGAUGGUGAAAUGUGAUCCUCGACGUGGUAAAUACAUGGCUUGCUGCCUUCUAUACAGAGGUGAUGUGGUGCCAAAAGAUGUUAAUGCAGCAAUAGCUGCAAUUAAAACCAGGAGGAGCAUCCAGUUUGUAGAUUGGUGUCCUACUGGGUUUAAAGUGGGAAUAAACUACCAGCCCCCAACUGUGGUUCCAGGGGGAGACUUGGCUAAAGUUCAGCGUGCAGUAUGUAUGCUGAGUAACACAACUGCCAUUGCAGAGGCCUGGGCCAGGUUAGAUAAUAAGUUUGACCUCAUGUAUUCAAAGAGGGCCUUUGUACAUUGGUAUGUUGGAGAGGGAAUGGAGGAAGGAGAGUUCUCUGAGGCAAGAGAAGAUAUGGCUGCAUUAGAAAAGGAUUAUGAAGAGGUGGGAACAGAAUCUGUUGAAGCUGGAGAUGAAGAGGAGGAGGAAUAUUAAAAUGCUACCCUUGUGAACGUUGUGUGCAAUAU